AUGGCAGCUCAUCUUCACCCACGCGCCGCCGUCCCACAAUGCCUACACCGCUGCGAGCUCAGGGAUCCGAUUCUCCUACUCGCUCGAGAAUCACCGCGCCUCAUGAGUAAUCCCAAGUGUAGAGUAAUCAUUUGGAGGAUUGGCGCUGCCAGUGGGGGUGGGGUUGGGGACUCGUACUUGGACAUGUGGAAGAAGGCGGUGGCGAGGGAGCGGAAGUCGGUGGAUUUCGAGAAAAUGGCCGUCGAAAAUGAGGGGAAAGAGGUGAGUAGUGAGGAAUUGGAGAGGAUGAACCGCGAAUUUGGGAAGCUCUUGGAGGUCCCAGCGGAGGAGAGGGAUAGGGUUCAGAGGAUGCAGGUAAUUGAUCGGGCCGCGGCGGCGAUUGCAGCGGCAAGGGCGUUGCUGAAAGAGAAUUCGCGGCCGCUGGAAGAGGUUUCCGGAGAGGAGGGACAGCAAGAGGACACGCAGAACAAUAUUUCAUACCCCACGUCUCAAUCAACCACCGGCACUCCGGGCCCAAGCUUCUGGGCUUGGGCCCCGCCUCCCAUUUCCAUCGAGCCCGAGAUAAAACGAGCCCGUCAACCCUCUCCUUCCUCGCCCCAAUCCAUUGCCGUGCUCGAGCACGAACAAAGCUUCGAUAUCCUCCCAAUCCCGUUUGAGACCUCGAUGCUCGACAGCAAGAACGGACCCCCACUCCCCCCUCUUCAGUCGUUCGUGGAAGUGGAAAAAACCGAACUCACUGACUCGACGGCUCAUACCAUUGAGGAAAACGAAAUUGGUGUUCGUUUUUCGGCCCAUGCAGUUGAGGCGGCUGAUGCCCUGAGUAGAGUGAAGGGGGAUUUGAUAGAAGGGGUGAAUAUUGACGGGUCGAGGUGGUGGAGUGAGACAGGGGUGGAGCGGAGGUCUGAUGGGGUGGUUUGUAAGUGGACAGUGAUGAGAGGGGUUAGUGCUGACGAGGCAGUCGAGUGGGAGAAUAAGUAUUGGGAGGCAGCGGAUGAGUUGGGGUAUAAGGAGCUUGGUUCAGAGAAAUCGGGCCGGGAUGCGAAUGGGAAUAAAGAGGGAGUUAUCCAUUUUGAGAAAUCAGCAGAUAAGUGGGGAAAGAACAUUCAAGGGGAUGAAUGGCAAGAGAAAUGGUGGGAGCAUUACGAUGCAUCGGGCCAGGCCGAGAAGUGGGCCCAUAAGUGGUGCAGCAUCGAUCCACAUACUCCAUUGGAAGUGGGCCACGCCCACGUUUGGCAUGAAAGGUGGGGCGAGAAGUUUGACGGGCAAGGUGGAAGUGUGAAGUACACGGACAAAUGGGCCGAGCGUUUCGAGGGGGACGGUUGGGCCAAAUGGGGCGACAAGUGGGAUGAACACUUUGGGCCUGAUGGGUGUGGGCUUAAGCAAGGGGAGACAUGGUGGGAGGGCAAAUACGGGGACCGUUGGAACCGUACUUGGGGGGAGGGCCACAAUGGGUCGGGAUGGGUCCACAAGUACGGGAAGAGUAGUAGUGGCGAGCAUUGGGACACGCAUAUCCAGCAGGACACAUGGUACGAGAGGUUCCCUCACUUUGGCUUUUUCCAUUGCUUUGAAAACUCGGUCCACCUACGUGACGUUAAGAAACCAUCCGAGUGGUCUUGAAUUUUCUGAAAAUUUAUAUAAUUUAUAUAUAUAUAUAUAUAAAU
Molecule: messenger RNA, 1661 nt
Organism: Striga asiatica
Lineage: Eukaryota; Viridiplantae; Streptophyta; Magnoliopsida; Lamiales; Orobanchaceae
Source: the annotation of a GenBank genome assembly